CUGAAUGUCGUUCAUGUAAGAUAACAGCCCUCAUGUCAGAGUCCAUGAAUCUCUCAGAUGUAUUGUGGUGAAACUCACAAUGGCAUGUGUUUGGAAGAUUAUUCUCCUCAACAUUUUCAUUGUCUCUGGUAGAAGCAAGUUUUUGACAGGUCAGUUUUGGCAUAUCACAGACCUCCAUUGGGAUCCUUCAUAUGGUGUAGGGAGUGACAACUCGGCAUCGAUUUGCGCCUCAAGUGGAAACCGUCCAACCCCAAACGCAGGCAAAUUUGGAGAUUAUCUUUGUGACUCAUCAUGGACUCUCAUAAACUCAUCAGUUCAUGCCAUGAGAGAUAUUCUACCUGAUCCAGACUUCAUUGUUUGGACCGGAGAUGAUACGCCUCACGUGCCAGAUGAUCAUUUGGGAGAAACACCCGUCCUGAAUAUAAUCGGCAACCUCACCAACUUCAUUAAAGCUCUGUUUCCUAACACGAAGGUGUAUUCUGCACUUGGAAAUCAUGACUACCAUCCAAAGAGUCAAAUGCCACCUGAACAAAGCAACAUUUAUGAGCAUACCGCAAACCUGUGGCAGGACUGGCUAGAUCCUGCUUCUAAAGAAACCUUUAAAAUAGCUGGAUAUUACACAGAGAAGUUGCUGAAUCAAACUGGCUUCAGAGUUGUGGUCCUAAAUACUAAUCUCUAUUAUGAUCAGAACAAACUCACAGAAAACAUCAAAGACCCUGCAGACCAGUUCAGCUGGGCGGAUAAAGUGCUUUGCGAUGCAGCAAAGAAUAAUGAAAAGGUUUACCUCAUUGGUCAUGUCCCUCCUGGUUUCUUUGAGAAGAAGCGACAAAAGCCCUGGUUCAGACAAGAGUUCAAUAAGCGCUAUAUAGACCUUAUAAAGAAGCACCAUGAUGUUAUAUUGGGCCAGUUCUUCGGUCAUCACCACACUGACAGCUUCCGCAUGUUCUACAGUUCAAAUGGAUCUCCAAUAAGUGCAAUGUUCCUGACUCCAGGAGUUACACCCUGGAAAACAACACUGCCUGGUGUCGUGGAUGGUUCAAAUAAUCCUGGCAUUAGGGUCUUUGAGUAUGACACCAAAACACUUUUGGUCAAGGAUGUGGUAACCUACUACUUGAACUUGACUUAUGCAAACAUCGCACGUGCGCGUUGGGAGAAGGAGUACCGGCUGACAGAGGCGUAUCAUGUGCCCGACGCCUCUCCUGCCUCCAUGCAUCGUGUGAUGGAGCAAAUAUCCAAAGAGAAAUGUUACCUACAGAAGUACUAUGAAUUCAAUUCUGUCAGUUACGACCUCACAGACUGCAACGCUGACUGCCGUAUUGAUCAUGUGUGCUCAGUUCGGGAAGUUGACUUUGAUGACUAUGAGAGCUGCGUGCUGAAGGAGGGAGUGUCAUCUACUGGCCCGGUGCUGUUUACUCUGUUUCUAACAUUGAUGCCAAGUCUUUUGUGGAUGAACUAAUCACAUCAUAAUGCUGUUUAUUGCUCAGAUAACAAUGAUAAAUAGUAUAGUGGGCUCCAAAAAUCUUAAGUCCACAAGUGAAAAUUCAAAUUUAAUAGAAUUUUCAUUAUAAAUUAUCAGUAUAAAAAUUUGAGUGAAAAGAUUGAAAAAAGUGUGUGCAUGCUUUAAUGGAAGCAAGGAAAUCUGACCAUCUUUACAGAUGUAAGCAUGGUAAUUAUCAUAAAUUUGCUUUGAUAAGUGACCUAAAUAUAGUGCAGAAUCUUAAAUAUUUUACAUUCAUUGUAGGUCAUAAAGUUUCUUUUGAAUUUUUCAAAAUCCUAUUUUUAUGUUUAAAUCAGAUUUUGAAUCUCAGAUUUUCAGUGUGGACUCAGACCUUUGGUCCCUACUGUGUAGUGUGACAAGAUAUUGUCACCUGAUCAAUCUAGACUCAUUUUUAAUAGAAUUGUUUAUUUGAGUUGGAGUUUGAAUCAUAUAAUUGAACUGUUCUCAUCAGUAUUUAAAGCUGAAGUAUGUAACUUUGUCUGUGUUAUGAUACUCUUCUAUCCCAGCUCAAUAUGCAGAGACAUCUAUAAGUAAGCCUUUCAUAUGUUAAUUGGUAACACUUUACAAUAAGUUUUCAUUUGUUAACAUUAGUUAAUGCAUUAAGUAUCAUGAACAAACAAUUAUCAAUAUAUUGUUUACAGCAUUUAUUAAUCUUUGUUAAUGUUAGUUAAUAAAAAUACAAUUGUUCAUUGUUAGAGAAAAGAGAAUAUUUCCUGUAUACCUCCCUUGGAGCCAAAUUUGUAUGUGAAGCACUUUCCAAAUGAAUUUGAAUUGAGUUGAAAAUGUUUCUUUUCAGAUUUAUACAUUAGCAUUUCUCUAAUUGUGGGUAGAAAAAGAUAGUUAACCGUCAACUUAAAGGGAUAGUUCACCCAAAAAGGAAAAUUCUCUCAUCAUUUAGACUACUCACUUCCAGUACCGGCCCUUCCAUAUGCUGUACGCAUAUUAUGCACUCUGCGUAGGGAACAAAUUCCCUAGGGGGGCACCAGAAACUCCACCGGCUGCCCUUCCUCGCACGUUAUACGUUAUUCAUGGACCCCAUAGCAGUCGUGGAACACAGACGAUCACCUUGCACCACACAGCUCGCAUGCAUACAUUUUUUAUUUAGCAUUAUUUACGUUUUUUUACACCUUGAUCAUGAUAUGAUGCACUGAGCACUGCUGCAAUUUAUUAUUAAAAACAAAACUUUCACCUUCAGAAUGUUUAUCUUUAGCACCAAGAAAUCUAAUGUCAAAUUACAAUGACAUAUUUUUACUGGCGAUACACCUAUUUUGUGCCCAGAUUUUCAAAAACUUUUACCAGUUGAUCAGCUCACCAAUAACAAUAGAGCGAGCAGCAGUAGGAACACUCACUGGGAUCAACAACCCAUCCACAUGGCAACCUUCAGCAUUAAAAUCCCUGUUACGGGGCAUUACAUUUGAAAACUGUAAACUGCUUUCAUUUGCU
Messenger RNA from Myxocyprinus asiaticus (Chinese sucker), 2941 nucleotides. RefSeq names its product sphingomyelin phosphodiesterase acid like 3B (gene smpdl3b). Gene Ontology annotation, biological process: sphingomyelin catabolic process. The transcript is spliced from 8 exons. Lineage: Eukaryota; Metazoa; Chordata; Actinopteri; Cypriniformes; Catostomidae. Gene Ontology annotation, molecular function: sphingomyelin phosphodiesterase activity. Bases 80 to 1456 code for a protein of 458 amino acids. The record is from RefSeq and is a predicted model, not a curated record.